UGAGGACUCAAAAGACAUUUCUUUUUAAAUAUAUGAAUCUUUCACAGUCGUUUGGAUUGAAUAAUGACGGCCCUGAACAAACAUUUAUUCCUUGAUGGAAUUGAACUUGAAACACUUUUCUGUUUAGUUAUUUUAUUUGCUUGUAACUUUACUAAUAACGACUAGUUUGUGACCAAUACUCUCUUGUAGUCAUUGUGAAACUAGUGAUGUUGCAUAUGUUUACUGUGGUUAGUUACAAAAUAGUGCUGGAAUAAAAAAAAAGGAAAAGAAAGAAGUCUCCGUCCCAAAACCUAGUAAGCUGCCUACCUGGACAGCAUUAUAAGUCUAAACUUAAUGUGCCCACAAAAUAGUAGGUGUUACUGGGCAUUAUAAGCUUCACAUGUAGCAUUUUGGGCAUGGAUAAGGUCCAAACCUAGUUUGCUUCCUACCUAGACUGCAUUUUGAGUAUGACAGGCAUCAUCCGAAGCUGCAGUUUGACUCCCAGCAAUGCUGCCCAGAUAGGCAGCUUACUAGGGUUUAAGACAGCGCCUCUUGUUUGGGCGAGAAAGUGCAAAAGGGACCCAGCCCCCCGUCCGACGUGUCUUGUGUUGUUGCCCUGCUGUAGUCGCAUGAGUUCAUUGCAGACUGCGAGGAUGGAGAACUACAAGCAGUUUCUCGUUGUCUUCACUCUGGCUCUGGCGCUCGGGUUUGUGGCGAUCGCGGUCGCUUUAACGUGGGUUUUACACUUCAGAGAGGGGCUCGGCUGGGACGGAGGAGCGGCGGAGUUUAACUGGCACCCGUUGUUAAUGGUGAUAGGCUUUAUUUUUCUUCAGGGAGUCGCAAUUGUAGUGUACAGGCUGCCAUGGACCUGGAGGUGCAGCAAGCAGAUGAUGAAGCUUAUCCAUGCAGGGCUGAAUGUUCUCGCCUUCAUCUUGGCUGUCAUUUCUGUGGUGGCUGUGUUUGAUUUCCACAAUGCAAAGAACAUUCCCAAUAUGUACAGCCUGCACAGCUGGAUUGGCCUGGCUACUGUCAUACUCUACCCAACACAGAUAGUUAUGGGCAUUGCCGUCUAUCUGAUACCUGCAACUCCAGUGUACGUGCGUGCUGCUCUCAUGCCUGUACACAUCUACAGCGGCCUGUUCAUCUUCACCAGUGUUAUAGCCACAGCUCUCAUGGGCAUCACAGAGAAACUCAUAUUUAGCCUGAAGAGCCCUGCUUAUAAAGAAUCUCCACCGGAAGCUGUUUUGGUAAAUGUUCUUGGGCUGCUCAUUGCUGCAUUUGGUGGUCUUGUUCUCUGGAUUGCAACUCGCCCCUCUUGGAAGAGGCCGAGAGAAGAAAUCACACAAGGCGUGAGCAAUAACAGCUCAAGCCCAGAGGGCAUCAAAGUGGGAACUGCCAUGACCUCAAGAACCGAGCAAGAAUCCAGCCUCGAGACACGCAGACGCAACGGAAAAGCAGAAGAGUCUGGAUAAACACAGAGUUUUGAAACAAGUUUGUGGAUUUUAGUUCAUUUAAUCUCAAAGAAAAAAUAUCUUAAAUUGUGUUCCGAAGAUGAACGAAGGUUUUACGGGUUUGGAACGAUAUGAG
This is a messenger RNA of Sinocyclocheilus rhinocerous, 1566 nucleotides long. It is a transcript of the gene cybrd1, whose product is annotated as cytochrome b reductase 1. Gene Ontology annotation, cellular component: lysosomal membrane. Gene Ontology annotation, molecular function: oxidoreductase activity. The record is from RefSeq and is a predicted model, not a curated record. Bases 447 to 1451 code for a protein of 334 amino acids. The transcript is spliced from 4 exons. NCBI's taxonomy places the organism in Eukaryota, Metazoa, Chordata, Actinopteri, Cypriniformes, Cyprinidae.